Messenger RNA from Piliocolobus tephrosceles (Ugandan red Colobus), 4396 nucleotides. RefSeq names its product helicase for meiosis 1 (gene HFM1). The record is from RefSeq and is a predicted model, not a curated record. NCBI's taxonomy places the organism in Eukaryota, Metazoa, Chordata, Mammalia, Primates, Cercopithecidae. Gene Ontology annotation, molecular function: ATP binding; nucleic acid binding. The coding region runs from base 84 to 4319 and encodes 1411 amino acids. The transcript is spliced from 38 exons.
GUAAGAGCUGCGCGCAGGGAGUCCUGUGAGGACGGGGACGGACGCCCGCGGGAAAGAUUUAUGACAAAGUCCAGUUUUCAACAAUGCUGAAAUCAAAUGAUUGCUCGUUUUCUUUGGAUAAUUUGUUUUUUGAAAAACCAGAUGAAGUUGAAAACCAUCCAGAUAAUGAAAAGUCUUUGGAUUGGUUUCUCCCGCCUGCUCCAUUGAUUUCAGAAAUUCCAGAUACUCAGGAGUUAGAGGAAGAAUUAGAAAGUCAUAAACUGUUAGGUCAGGAAAAGAGGCCAAAAAUGUUAACAUCAAAUUUAAAGAUAACUAAUGAAGACAAGAAUUAUAUUUCACCAACACAAAAAUUCCAAUUUGCCUUUCCUUCUGAUAAAUAUGAACAAGAUGAUCUAAAUUUAGAAGGGGUAGGUAAAAAUGACUUAUCACAUGUUGCUGGCAAGCUGACAUAUAGUUCUCAGAAAUAUAAAAAUCACAUUGGCACUGAGAUAGCACCUGAGAAGAGUGUUCCUGAUGAUACAAAAUUAGUUAAUUUUGCAGAAGAUAAAGGAGAGAGCACAUCAGUAUUCCGGAAAAGAUUAUUUAAAAUAUCUGACAAUAUACAUGGGAGUGCUUAUUCCAAUGGCAGUGAAUUGGACUCUCACAUUGGCUCAGUGAAAAGUGUACAAUCAGAAAUGAACAAAGGGAAAUCAAGGAACUAUAGCAGUAGUAAGCAGAAAUUUCAAUAUUCUGCAAAUGUGUUUACAGCAAAUAAUGCUUUUUCUGCUUCUGAAAUCAGAAAAGGCAUGUUCAAAGCACCAUCUUUUCCAGUUGCUUUCCAGCCUCAUGAUAUUCAAGAGGUAACAGAAGAUUGUUUAGGUUCCUUGAAGGCUGUCACAGAAAUUCCGGCAAAAUUUAGAAGUAUUUUCAAAGAAUUUCCAUAUUUCAACUAUAUACAGUCCAAAGCCUUUGAUGAUCUUCUUUACACAGAUAGGAAUUUUGUGAUUUGUGCUCCAACCGGUUCUGGAAAAACUGUAGUGUUUGAACUAGCUAUAACAAGAUUGUUAAUGGAAGUACCAUUGCCAUGGUUGAAUAUUAAAAUUGUUUACAUGGCACCAAUAAAGGCCUUGUGUAGUCAGCGUUUUGGUGACUGGAAAGAAAAAUUUGGACCAAUAGGAUUGAAUUGUAAAGAACUUACUGGAGAUACAGUAAUGGAUGACCUGUUUGAGAUUCAGCAUGCCCAUAUUAUUAUGACAACUCCAGAAAAAUGGGAUAGCAUGACUAGGAAAUGGAGAGACAACUCUUUGGUUCAACUGGUUCGACUGUUUCUCAUUGAUGAGGUACAUAUUGUAAAAGAUGAAAAUCGUGGUCCAACUCUUGAAGUUGUAGUCAGCAGAAUGAAAACUAUACAGUCUGUUUCUCAGACUUUAAAAAAUACCAGCACUGUUAUUCCAAUGCGAUUUGUAGCUGUAUCUGCAACAAUUCCAAAUGCUGAGGAUAUUGCAGAAUGGCUUUCAGAUGGUGAAAGACCAGCUGUAUGUCUGAAAAUUGAUGAGAGCCACAGACCAGUGAAACUUCAGAAAGUGGUCCUUGGAUUUCCCUGCAGUAGUAACCAAACUGAAUUUAAGUUUGAUUUAACCCUCAACUACAAAAUUGCCAGUGUUAUACAAAUGUAUUCUGAUCAGAAACCCACACUUGUGUUUUGUGCAACAAGGAAGGGUGUGCAACAGGCUGCUUCUGUUCUUGUGAAAGAUGCUAAAUUUAUUAUGACUGUGGAACAGAAACAGAGGUUACAGAAGUAUGCAUAUUCCGUAAGAGAUUCAAAACUGAGAGAUAUCUUAAAAGAUGGUGCCGCUUAUCAUCACGCUGGUAUGGAGCUGUCAGAUAGAAAAGUAGUCGAGGGAGCUUUUACUGUUGGAGAUUUACCAGUUCUUUUUACUACCAGUACUUUAGCUAUGGGAGUAAAUUUGCCUGCUCACCUAGUAGUUAUAAAAUCUACAAUGCAUUAUGCUGGAGGACUGUUUGAAGAGUACAGUGAAACAGAUAUUCUACAGAUGAUUGGUAGAGCUGGUCGACCUCAAUUUGACACUACAGCUACUGCAGUUAUCAUGACUCGAUUAAGCACAAGAGACAAGUACAUUCAGAUGUUAGCUUGUAGAGACACUGUAGAAAGCAGUUUGCACAGACAUCUUAUUGAGCAUUUAAAUGCAGAAGUAGUACUGCAUACCAUCACGGAUGUGAAUAUUGCUUUGGAAUGGAUACGAUCAACUUUGCUUUAUAUCAGAGCCUUGAAAAAUCCAUCUCAUUAUGGUUUUGCAUCUGGAUUGAACAAAGAUGGAAUUGAAGCAAAAUUACAAGAAUUAUGUUUGAAGAAUCUGAAUGAUUUAUCAUCCCUGGACUUAAUAAAGAUGGAUGAAGGUGUUAAUUUCAAACCAACUGGUAAUUUCCUAUCAUUGUCAGUUACACUGAUAGCCGGCUGCAAGGAAUUUCUAGAUAUACAGUUAAGGAUAAAUGAAAAGAAAACACUGAAUACUUUGAACAAAGAUCCCAACCGGAUAACUAUCAGAUUUCCAAUGGAAGGAAGAAUUAAAACAAGAGAAAUGAAAGUAAAUUGUCUUAUUCAGGCUCAGCUAGGAUGCAUUCCCAUACAAGAUUUUGCUUUGACGCAAGAUACCGCAAAGAUUUUCAGACAUGGCUCCCGAAUUACAAGAUGGUUGUCAGAUUUUGUAGCUGCUCAAGAAAAGAAGUUCACCGUACUAUUGAAUAGUUUGAUUUUAGCUAAAUGUUUUAGGUGUAAACUUUGGGAAAACUCUCUGCAUGUAUCCAAACAACUGGAAAAAAUUGGUAUAACAUUGUCAAAUGCAAUUGUAAAUGCUGGUUUGACUUCCUUUAAAAAAAUAGAAGAGACAGAUGCAAGGGAACUUGAAUUGAUUUUAAAUAGACAUCCCCCCUUUGGAACCCAGAUAAAAGAAACUGUGGUGUAUCUACCAAAAUAUGAACUUAAAGUGGAACAGAUUACAAGAUAUAGUGAUACGACGGCAGAAAUAUUAGUGACUGUUAUAUUAAGAAACUUUGAACAGCUACAAACUAAAAGAACAGCAUCGGAUUCUCACUAUGUUACCUUAAUCGUAGGUGAUGCAGAUAAUCAGGUAGUUUAUCUGCACAAGAUUAUGGAUUCUGUUUUGCUAAAAGCUGGAAAUUGGGCUAAAAAGAUUGCUGUGAAGAGAGCUCUUAAAUCUGGAGAUCUUAGCAUAAAUCUAAUAAGUUCUGAAUUUGUUGGGCUUGAUGUUCAGCAGAAAUUUACAGUCUUUUACUUAGAACCCAAGAGGUUUGGAAAUCAAAUGACUAUGCAAAUAAAAUCUGAAACACAGAUUUCCCAUUCUAAACUUUCAGAUAGAUCUACAAUAGCAGGACCUAAUAAAGGAAUGACUGCCAGCAAAAAACCUGGGAACCGAGAAUGCAAUCAUCCUUGUAAAAAUAAACAUACAUGUGGACAUGACUGCUGUAAAAUUGGAGUUGCACAGAAGUCAGAAAUUAAAGAGUCAACAAUUUCUUCAUAUUUAUCUGAUUUAAGAAACAGGAAUGCUGUUUCAUCUGUUCCUCCAGUUAAACGUCUGAAGAUACAGAUGAAUAAAUCUCAAAGUGUGGACCUUAAAGAGUUUGGUUUUACUCCAAAACCUUCCCUUCCUAGUAUAUCGAGAUCAGAAUAUUUAAACAUAUCUGAAUUACCUAUAAUGGAGCAGUGGGAUCAGCCUGAAAUCUAUGGAAAAGUUAGACAAGAACCAUCUGAAUAUCAAGACAAAGAAGUUUUGAAUGUGAACUUUGAAUUGGGAAAUGAAGUUCAGGAUGAUUUUGAUGAGGAAAACUUACAAGUUACUAGCUUUUCAACUGAUACUGAGAAGACAAAAAUAUCAGGAUUUGGAAACACUUUGAGUUCAAGUACCAGGGGAAGUAAGCUACCCCUUCAAGAGUCAAAGAGCAAAUUCCAACGAGAAAUGUCAAACAGUUUUGUUUCAUCAUAUGAGAUGUCAGAUAUUUCUUUAUCAAAUUCUGCUAUGCCCAAGUUCAGUGCAUCCUCCAUGACGAAAUUACCUCAACAAGCCGGAAAUGCAGUUCUUUUCCAUUUUCAAGAAAGAAAACCACAAAAUCUGUCACCAGAGAUUGAGAAGCUAUGCUUUACUUGCUCCGAAAAAAAACCAAAGUCUUCAAAUUAUAAAAAAGUGGAUUUUUUUAUUAGAAACAGUGAAUGUAAAAAGGAAGUUGAUUUCAGUAUGUAUCAUCCUGAUGAUGAAGCUGAUGAAAUGAAGUCUUUAUUGGGAAUAUUUGAUGGUAUUUUCUAAAACAAACAAUGCUUUUAUAUUAAAGACACCUAGUCACAAAGCAUGCUUUUCAUUUUUAAAAAGUAGUUCAUAAUUGU